This is a messenger RNA of Molossus molossus (Pallas's mastiff bat), 3418 nucleotides long. RefSeq names its product neuroligin 4 X-linked (gene NLGN4X). Gene Ontology annotation, biological process: presynaptic membrane assembly; modulation of chemical synaptic transmission; neuron cell-cell adhesion. Lineage: Eukaryota; Metazoa; Chordata; Mammalia; Chiroptera; Molossidae. Gene Ontology annotation, molecular function: signaling receptor activity; neurexin family protein binding. Gene Ontology annotation, cellular component: cell surface; postsynaptic specialization membrane; synapse. The record is from RefSeq and is a predicted model, not a curated record. Bases 291 to 2741 code for a protein of 816 amino acids. The transcript has 5 exons.
CGUCAUAAGGAAUCGCCUCCCUUGGUGGGUGUCUGAUGCUCAUCCCUGCUGGAUUCGCCUCCGGGAUCAAGAGAAGGCUGCCCCCUGGACAUGGGCUCCCCAGAAACUUGCUGGGCGUGUGCUGAACACUGAGCUCCGUCUAUGACCCCGGUGCGAGGCUUCCUCCCAAGCCCGCCACCCCUCCUGGGUCCUCGGCCCCCCAGAAAGCCCUUUCUCCCCGCGGGCUGGCUCCCCGACUCUGCCGCCUUGCCGUUGUGUGUCCCAGACGCCUGCGGAUGGAACUGUGAACAAUGUCGAGACCCGGGGGACUGUUAUGGCUUCCCCUGUUCUUCACCCCGGUCUGCGUCAUGGUGAGCCACCACGCCCCGCUGUGGUUGACGGCCCUCGCCAUCAAGUUGACGCUCGUCGGCGGCCAGGCGCAGUAUCCCGUCGUCAACACGAAUUACGGCAAAAUUCGAGGCCUAAGAACACCUCUGCCCAAUGAGAUUUUGGGUCCCGUGGAGCAAUACCUGGGGGUCCCGUACGCCUCACCGCCCACGGGGGAGAGGCGGUUUCAGCCGCCGGAGCCUCCCUCCUCAUGGCCUGGGGUCCGCAACGCCACCCAGUUCGCCUCUGUGUGUCCCCAGCACCUGGACGAGAGGUCCCUGUUGCACGACAUGCUCCCCAUCUGGUUUACCGCCAAUCUGGAUACUUUAAUGACGUACGUGCAAGACCAGAAUGAAGACUGCCUCUAUCUGAACAUCUACGUGCCCACGGAGGACGACAUUCACGAUCAGAGCAGCAAGAAGCCGGUGAUGGUGUACAUCCAUGGCGGGUCGUACAUGGAAGGGACCGGCAACAUCAUCGACGGCAGCAUCCUGGCCAGCUACGGGAACGUCAUUGUGAUUACCAUCAACUACCGGCUGGGGAUCUUAGGGUUCUUAAGUACCGGUGACCAGGCAGCCAAGGGCAACUACGGCCUCCUGGAUCAGAUCCAAGCGCUUCGAUGGAUCGAGGAGAACGUCGGGGCCUUUGGUGGAGACCCCAAGCGCGUGACCAUCUUCGGCUCCGGAGCGGGGGCUUCAUGCGUCAGUCUAUUGACUUUGUCGCACUAUUCAGAAGGGCUGUUCCAGAAGGCGAUCAUCCAGAGCGGGACCGCCCUGUCCAGCUGGGCCGUCAACUACCAACCUGCCAAGUACACUCGGAUAUUGGCAGAUAAAGUCGGCUGCAACAUGCUGGACACGACGGACAUGGUUGAAUGCUUGCGGAACAAGAAGUACAAGGAGCUCAUUCAGCAGACCAUCACCCCCGCCACCUACCACAUCUCCUUCGGCCCCGUCAUCGACGGUGACGUCAUCCCCGACGACCCGCAGAUCCUCAUGGAGCAGGGCGAGUUCCUCAACUACGACAUCAUGCUGGGCGUCAACCAGGGCGAGGGCCUGAAGUUUGUGGACGGCAUCGUGGACAACGAGGACGGCGUCACGCCCAACGACUUCGACUUCUCCGUGUCCAACUUCGUGGACAACCUGUACGGCUACCCGGAGGGCAAGGACACCUUGAGGGAGACCAUCAAGUUCAUGUACACGGACUGGGCGGACAAGGAGAACCCCGAAACGCGGCGGAAGACCCUGGUGGCGUUGUUCACCGACCACCAGUGGGUGGCCCCCGCCGUGGCCACCGCCGACCUGCACGCCCAGUACGGGUCGCCCACCUACUUCUACGCCUUUUAUCACCACUGCCAGAGCGAAAUGAAGCCCAGUUGGGCAGACUCGGCCCACGGUGACGAGGUCCCCUACGUGUUCGGCAUCCCCAUGAUCGGCCCAACGGAGCUGUUCAGCUGCAACUUCUCCAAGAACGACGUCAUGCUCAGCGCGGUGGUGAUGACGUACUGGACGAACUUCGCCAAAACUGGUGACCCCAAUCAGCCUGUUCCUCAGGAUACCAAGUUCAUCCACACGAAACCCAAUCGCUUUGAGGAGGUGGCCUGGUCCAAGUACAACCCGAAAGACCAACUGUAUCUGCACAUUGGCCUGAAGCCCAGAGUGCGGGAUCACUACCGCGCCACCAAGGUGGCUUUCUGGUUGGAGCUCGUGCCCCACCUGCACAACCUGAAUGAGAUAUUCCAGUACGUGUCCACCACCACCAAGGUCCCUCCUCCAGACAUGACCUCCUUUCCCUACGGGACCCGGCGGUCCCCUGCCAAGAUCUGGCCCACGACCAAACGCCCGGCCAUCACCCCAGCAAACAAUCCCAAACACUCCAAGGACCCCCAUAAAACAGGGCCCGAGGACACCACCGUCCUCAUCGAGACGAAACGGGACUACUCCACCGAGCUGAGCGUCACCAUCGCCGUGGGGGCCUCCUUGCUCUUCCUGAACAUCUUGGCCUUUGCGGCCUUGUACUACAAGAAGGACAAGCGUCGCCACGAGACGCACCGGCGCCCCAGCCCCCAGAGGAACACCGCCAACGACCUGGCUCACAUCCAGAACGAAGAGCUCAUGUCCCUGCAGAUGAAGCAGCUGGAACAUGACCACGAAUGUGAGUCCCUGCAGGCUCACGACACGCUGAGGCUCACCUGCCCGCCGGACUACACCCUCACCCUGCGUCGGUCUCCGGAUGAUAUCCCGCUUAUGACACCAAAUACCAUCACCAUGAUCCCAAACACACUGACGGGGAUGCAGCCUUUGCACACAUUCAACACCUUCAGCGGAGGACUCAACAGUACGAAUUUACCCCACGGGCAUUCCACCACGAGAGUAUAGCUUUGCCGUUGUCCCCCCUCCCCCCACGCCUCCCAUCCGCCGCAUUGCAGAGCGAGAAAAACCAGAAGCAGCAUCUCCACCCGAGGACUGUUCUGCAUCCCACCAACUUAGGACAAAAAACAAACAAAAACCCAACAGCACUAAAGGGCAGUCCACCAUUGUGUCCCUGUUGAUCCAUUCCAUUGGCAUUUCCCCGUAUGACCAGAUCAACUUCUGACCCUACGAAAUGUGAAAAGUAGACAUUGCCGUCAUAAUUCUGCUUCUCGUCCCCCACCCCCACCCCCUUGAACGUUCCCUGUGAUGAAGACAUCACCCCUCCAAGGACCUGGGUGUUUCCAAAUGAACAAUACAAGCUGAGACUUUUGGAACUUAGCCAGGGACCCGUAAUUUUAUUUUUAAAUGACGCUUUCAAAAAAUAAUAAUAAUAAUAAUAAUGAAAGUUCUUUCCAUGCUGUGGAACAGAUGGCUGUACGUACGUGAAGAAAGAGUCUGUGCGGUUGUACCCGGCAUGUGGAACUGGACUCCGGCGAGAAAGAAAAGUAGCCUUUUAUGAUUAAAACAAAGCAACGGACUCUGCAGUCCCCGACGUAUAGUUCUGUGCAAAGAGAUGUUUUUGCCGGCCUGAACUAUAUUUAAGAAACUUUGUAAAAAUAAAGAAACAACUUGUAUAUAGCUAU